Molecule: messenger RNA, 2559 nt
Organism: Daucus carota subsp. sativus
Lineage: Eukaryota; Viridiplantae; Streptophyta; Magnoliopsida; Apiales; Apiaceae
Product: probable WRKY transcription factor 13
Exons: 4
Coding region: 165-815 (216 amino acids)
Biological process (GO): regulation of DNA-templated transcription
Molecular function (GO): sequence-specific DNA binding; DNA-binding transcription factor activity
Source: RefSeq, a predicted model, not a curated record
AGGAAAAAAAAAAGCUGCAUUCACUGUUUCCAAACAAUAAUACCAACACAAACUAAACAUCAAGUUUAGUUGGUAUAUGAUGUUCUAGUGCGAGUAAAACUAAACCAAACAAGAAUACUGGUGUAAAACAAGACAAAGUGGCUGCUUUCUUGGAAAGUUAUAAGAUGCUGAACCAGGGAGGAUUGUAUGAGGAUCGGCAUAGCCAUUUAGAGAUGGGAUCAUCAAAUAUAGGGUUGAUGUAUGAUCCUCCGAGUUUUACUACCAACUCACUUUCUCAGAUUCCGUUUGGAUGCAACAAUAAUAUUCAGAGCCCAAGGAGUAAUCACAGCAACUUCACAACAACUACAGUGCCUUCUUCCUCAUCUCUUGCACCACCACCAUCAGAUUCUCCCAAGCAAGAUCACUUUGAUAUGAAUACCACCAACCAUCUUCUCUCCUUGCAAAGAUCAAGUCACAUAAAUCUUUGGGCAUGGGGGGAAGAGAAUGAUUGCAUAAUAAGCAGCAGCAAUGGCAAGAGAAGUAGGACUAACAUAAAUGGUGGGGAGAUAGAUAACCAUAGUCAUCACAACAACAAUAGCACUCUAGGGAUCUCAGCAAUAAAGAUGAAGAAGAUAAAAGCAGCAAGAAGGAAGGUUAGAGAGCCUAGGUUUUGCUUCAAGACUCUUAGUGAUGUGGAUGUUCUUGAUGAUGGUUACAAAUGGAGAAAGUAUGGCCAGAAAGUUGUUAAAAACACACAGCAUCCCAGGUAUAGUCUCAAUCUCCAAGUGAAAAGUUUUACCUCAAAAGAAUUCACUCUGUUUAAAGGUCAUUUCUGAACAUAAUGACAUCCAGCAAUUGCCAGUUUGCAAUGUUAUGAUCAUAAUUUCAUCGUUUUUGUCCUACUUUUCUAAAAUCGUACUACAAUAUAUGUGCAUGUACCAUAUACUUUUCUUCAGAUUCGUUGAAUUAAUGCAAGUGUAAGUGAGAUUUCCCAUGCGAAGUAAUAUUACUGCACUUAUUUAUUUUUUUUGGUAUUCUUUUCUGGUAGUAUAUUUUUUUCUUCAAAUCUGUGCAAAUAUAUAUAUCGGAGUCGUUUGGGUGAGCUUAAAAUAAGUGCUUAUUGCUUAAAGUAAAAAAGUGAAGUAGAAGUUAGAAGCAAGUUAAAACUUAUAAGUGAUAAAAGUGUUUGGGAUAGAAGCCGUGAGACAAAAGCUAGUAAUCGUAGCUUUUUUUAAGUACUUCUUGACUUCUUACACAAACGGUAUAAAUAAAUGCUUCUAACUUAUAAUUCAGAAGCUGGACUUAUAAACCCGUGCCAAACACCCACGUUGUAGGGCUUUCUAGUUAACCCAGUCAAGUCCUAUAUUUUCUGCUCAUCUGGUGACAAGACUGUUUUGGACAGAAGAAACUUAUUCAGAAAAACACCCCCCACCACAAACGCACAUUUUGAGUGAUCAUUGAUCAAAGAUACAUAGGUAUAUAGAUAUGUAAACAGAUUUAUUUAUGACAGUUGUCCAGAACUUUUUUUCACUUCUGCUGAUUCUAAAUUAAUUUCUGAAGCAUGAUGCCCAUACAAACCGGUUAACUAAAUCCUGAUUAACAUUUCAUGUAACUAACCAAUAUACAUAAUUCCCUUCUCCGAACCCACUCAAUAGGCAAUAAAAUUUUAGUUAACCUCACUUAGACUUAUAUGUUUGUUAAGCAUUAUUCAUUCCCAUUAUUUAUAAAUGUCUAUUUCAUCUCCCUCCAGUUUUGUAUUAAUAAUUUACAUUUAUUACAUGUCUGAUUCAUCUCCCUCCAUUAAUUAUAUUAUUAAGAUAUUAUUUUUGAUAUAUAACUAACAAUUAUAGUUAACAGUGUAGGAGCAAAAUCACUUUUUUAUUAUUUAUAAUAUAGCUAAUUAUAUUAUAUAAUAUUUUAGCUAACCAAUUUAGCUGAUAGGAUAUGAGAUGCUCUAAUCCUCCUUUCUUGGUUUGGCUACAUCACGACAUUAUGCUACAUUAUGCAUACUCUCACUUGCAACGUAACAUGUGUAUACAUAUACACAAUAGUGUAAUUAUUACUCACAAAACAUCGAAGCUAAAAUUUAUUUUUUGUUAGUUUAAUUUUGGAAUCUAGCUAGACGAGGCUAGAAAUAUUGUAAUAACAUAUUUAUUUAGGUUAGGCUCUUAGUUUUGUCCUUGUAUAUAUAUGCAUUGCCGCCUUGCCCGAUACAAUUGUAACCGAUGAGUCGGUAAAAUAUGGUGGUGCACUCAAAGCCUUUGUCAUCAUUCAAAACUUUUUUUUACAUUUGAUGAUGGAUUGAUGAUUCGUUUUAACUGGUUCAAGUGCAUCCACACUCACACCAUUAGUGGUUAUAGUGUAUGAAAGUUGUGCAGCAAAUCAUUACUCAAUGCAAUCUAUUAUCUGUACUUCUGUGACAUAAUAAUUAUGAAACCAAGAUAACUUCACCAACUAGGAGCCAAACUAAUCAAAUCUAGUCCACACUCAUUUGCAGUAUCAUCAAGUUGUAACAAUAUGUAUAUAAUUUUGUGCAAUGAAUUUCUUUAGCAAUAAUAUAUAUAUUUUUUUCUGGAGUUG